Molecule: messenger RNA, 1404 nt
Organism: Talaromyces amestolkiae
Lineage: Eukaryota; Fungi; Ascomycota; Eurotiomycetes; Eurotiales; Trichocomaceae
Exons: 4
Coding region: 1-1404 (467 amino acids)
Biological process (GO): tricarboxylic acid cycle
Molecular function (GO): acyltransferase activity, acyl groups converted into alkyl on transfer
Source: RefSeq, a predicted model, not a curated record
AUGUCACCAGCCGCCAUUAUUAGUAGCGAUGACACGGUCAAAAGCGUCGAUGCUAAAACUUCGACUAAGACCGCAGUUGCAUCAAUUUCGAGGAACUUUCUGCAUGUGAUUGAUGAGCGUACUGGACAGUAUUACCAGAUUCCAGUCCGCCACAAUGCCAUCAAUGCCAGCGAGUUCAAAAAGAUCAAAGCCCCAGACACUGAAUACUACGCUGACCAGAAUGAAAAUGGAAUCCGAGUCCUUGAUCCUGGAUUCACAAACACCGCUGUGGUGGAAAGUAAAGUCACUUAUGUUGAUGGCAAAAGAGGCAAGAUCCAAUACAGGGGCUAUGACCUCGCGGAUAUCGUCGCCAACGGCAAGAAGUUUAUCGACACUGCUCACCUUAUGGUGUUCGGAUUUUGGCCUUCGGCUGAAGAAGGAGCAGGCUUCCAGCGCAAGCUUUUCGAUGCAAUGCAUAUUGAUCAAUGUGUCUUUGAUACCAUCCAUGCUUUUCCACCGACUGCUUCUACGACCCUGAUGUUGACGGCUGGGUUGGCGGCUGUGCAAGCUACCCAAAUGGAUAAGAUUCCCGCUCACAUGGCUAAAAACCUCUAUCUUGGAAAUCCGACACUGGUAGAGGAGCAAAUCAUUCGAUUAAUGGGCGUUCUACCCAUCGUCAGCGCGGUCGCUUAUUGUCAUCAUACCGGCCGUGCUUUCAAAUCGCCGAGAUCCGACCUGACUUACAUUGAAAACUUCUUGUAUAUGUGUGGCCAUGUGCUGGAAGAAACAGGGCUCCCUAACCCCCGCUAUGUGGAAAAUUUCGAGAGACUCUGGUCUCUCGUUGCCGAUCACGAGAUGACUUGCUCUACCGCAGCCUUUCUGUUGACUGCUAGCUCCUUACCUGACCCUAUCAGUUGUAUUAUUUCGGGUAUCGGGGCAUCAUACGGUCCUCUUCAUGGCGGUGCUAUUGAGUUUGCCUACAAGGAUAUGGCCGACAUUGGAAGCGUGGCCAAUUGCCAAACCAAGAUUGAUCGUGUGAAAUCUGGCAAAGAACGCCUGUUCGGAUAUGGACAUCGAGUCUACAAAGUUACUGAUCCGCGUUCCACACACAUUCAAGCUGUUUUGGACACACUGAAAGAAGAAAUUGAUAACGACCCCUUGUUGAAGGUUGCUUUCGAGCUGAACAGAAUCGCACAAGAAGAUGAAUACUUUGUUUCCCGCGGCUUGAAGCCCAACGCUGAUUUGUUCGCAGCUUUCACUUAUGGAGCAAUGGGCUUCCCUCCGGACUUUAUCCUCACCAUUUCAACUAUAUCCAGAACUCAAGGUCUGAUGGCACAUUGGAAAGAGGCUAUGUCUGGAAAGCCACUUAUCUGGCGCCCAACACAGAUCUACACGGGCAAGCUCGAUCAGAAAAUGGGCGAGUAA